Molecule: messenger RNA, 3442 nt
Organism: Phaeodactylum tricornutum CCAP 1055/1
Lineage: Eukaryota; Bacillariophyta; Bacillariophyceae; Surirellales; Neidiaceae
Exons: 1
Coding region: 134-3442 (1102 amino acids)
Source: RefSeq, a predicted model, not a curated record
AUUGCGGACGCGGCGUUGGGGAUUCCUGGGUUUAGAGGGGCGCUCUCGGUGUGUCUGUUUUGUUCUCGUGGCCGGUUCCCCCACGUCCCCUCGAUCCACGGCGACAGCACGCACGCGACGGACCACGGUCAACAUGAGAAGGAGUCUUUCGCCGUACGGUUCCACCUUGACGACUCCGGACGACGCAGUGUCUCGAAUGUCGCAACACGACGACGCACGAGGAAGCCUGUCCGAGACACCACGUUCGUGGCUACGGAAUACCCCGUCGGCGGUGGGAUGGCGUGUGCCACCGGUGCGCAUUGCCGGAUCCCAACAACAACAACAGCAGCAACAGCAACUCUACCGUUCGUCCCUCCCGCACUCCUCCCGGACUCCGAUCGUGCUCGACGCCCGCCACGGUAUCCACACUUCCUCGGCCGUGUCCGUUUCUUCGGACGGCACCGAUUGGCUGACCGUCACGCCGGUGCGGUCCCACGCGCUCUGGUUUCGGCCGGGCAGUAACAGUGGCAACCGUCGUGUGGGGAACGGGCGUGGUGCCGCGGGGCCUACUGGCAUGGUACCACCAACGGUCGAGUGUUCCCCCAACCACACCCAACCGGGCUCGUCCGACCCUUCCCACGAGUGGGAGGUCGGGACCCGGCCCUCUCCCGGGGCCGGGGAAGAAACGGCGGCGUACACGGCUCGUGGGGCGCCGCACGCGGGGUUUUUGGAAAAAAUGGGAUCCCGGGUCGCCACCAUGAAACGACGAUUUUUUGUACUCCAACCCGGGACCCAUUUGUACUACUUUCUGUCCCCCCACGACGUCACCCCCCGGGGCUGUUUGGAUUUGCAAGAUUCCUGGGUAGAACCGGUGCCUGGACCGGAACCGGACCGGACCUGGCCGGACGGACGAUUCCGUUUCGCCAUUUGCUGGCCGUCGCGGGAACGCGUGGUCCUGGAAGCGCGUUCGCUGGAAGCCGGGCAAGCCUGGAUGCGGUUUUUGAAGGAAGAACGGUUGGAUGUUGUCAAGGCGGCCGUGGAACAAGGCACGCGACGGAAUUCGGCUCUCACUAGUCGUGUGCAAGAACUGACCCGACAAGUGCAGGAUCUGAAACUCGUGGAAAAAGAUCGGGACGGGGCCUUGGAAGAUGCCGCGCACUGGAAACAGGAGUUUGAGCGUUUGGACGAAGCAUUGCGACGGUUGACCCAAUAUUUGGUUAAACCCAACCCGGACUACAAAACGCACAGUGGUAUUCCGGAAACCACGCUCCCAGACAAAGCCACCGUCUCGAGUAAGGACACGCUGAAAGAGGAUGUGGCCGCGAGCCAGGGCGAGACGGAUACGCAAGCGUCGACGGACGAAGAUUCCGACCCCGUGACGCCCAAAGGAAACGAGAUGACCGACAACACGGCUCGCGAGACGUCCUUACUCGACGACGUGGUGGAGCGAGAAGAAGCCUUGGAUGUGGUGCACGUGCCGGGGAUGUAUUUUAGUAGUCUCUACAACACGUGCGAGCAACUACGCGAAAAUCUCAAGUUGGCCUCGGACGAAGCGUCCACCGCCGUGGACGAUCUACACGCGGCCAACUUGCGAGUGGCGAGCGUGGAAAAACGCAUGAGUAAGGCGGAAAAACAUUUGUGCAAGUUGUGGGAAGAAAAUUGUACCAUUCGGAAAGCGUUGAAGCAGAAAAAGCGUGAAAAACGUGUACUCGUUCGCGAAGUCAAGAAUUUGCUGGAAGCGGCCAAGACGCAAAAGGUGGACGAGCUGUCGAUGCACGAAGGGGUACCACCCGAUGACGAGUCCACCGCCUUGGGAAGCGAAGAAGAAAAGCUCAUGGACGAGCUUGAGGGGCACGUUUUGUCGAGCAUUCGUCUUCACGAACAGCUCCUUGCCGUUUCUGGUCCAACUUUGACGGCAAGGGUCGCCGUCCAAUCGCAAUCCCAAAUACCGAAAUCAAUCGGCAUCAAACCGAUCUCCAACGAGGUGGUAAAAGCAAACCAGGGUCCAACCGUGCGCUUCCAACCGCAGACACAGCGCAAAGUGUGUACGAAUCAACGCGCCAAUGACGAUCCCAUGGAAUCCGAGUCGGGGCAGGCUCUAGUGUCAUUGUUCGACGAGUCCGAAGAAGCGCCAUCUAGUGAGGACGGAUGCGGGCACUCUUUAUCCUCUAUCGGCGCGGAAGCAAGCGACGCAGGUGCCGACGGCGACUUGCCGCUUCCGAAACUAGUGGAUGUUUCUAUGGAUAGUGUGGAGAUGCCGGAACGACCCAACCCUUUAGUGGAACUCGAUAAAGAAGAAGACCUGAGCCUGGAGCUUGCAAAUGCUACAUCGCCUUUUGCUGUACCGAGACCUAUGAUACGACAAGGAGACGCCACUUCAAAACUCGUUUGUCCAUUAGCAGAUGUCAUUGACUCGAAAGGGGAUACACUGAACUUGGAGGCCACGGAUUUGCAAAUCUACCAUCUGACCUUUUACAGUCAAAAGAUUGGUAUACAAUUUCAAAAAGUUCCUCCCAUGCCAACGAAACCCAAGGGCUUGUUAACGGAUGCGUUGACGGCGGACUUGAACGGCGUUCCGCCAAGUGGGAGUGAGGAAACGGCUGCCGAGCUUCGACGCAUUGCAGGCAUUUCUUCGUGGGCUUCGUCAUCUACGGCUGCAAGCAAGGACACCGACCGGGGCCAGGGAGUCGACACCUGCCUCGUUGCGGCACCGAUAGACGCUGUGUUGGUGUGUGGCUUUCACGGAUUUGACGACUCCGGUAACAACGUUCGGCCCAAGCUGGGCGCCCAUUUGGUCGCCUUUGAUGGUGUUUCGGUGGAAGUCGGGCACUGGACGUUCGACAGCAUUCGCAAGGCAAUUCAGGCUCGUGCGAGGCCGUUGACGCUGAGUUUUCGAAACGAUUUUUUAACCACCGAACAGCGACGGAUACUAACCAAGGCAAUUGGGGAUGUGGCGAGUCCCCCCAUGCAGAAAAAGAGUAUUGACAGUCAAUACAAAACUCCUCGCGAACGUCCGCCAUCCACCGACCCUUCCGUCCACUCCGCAGUUUCGCAGGGUUCGAAUCGGUACGUGCUGGACGAAAAUACGGACACAGAGCUCGGCUCUGGAGGUUUGCUUUCGAGAUUCAACCACCCAGUGGAUGCCGACGACGACCUUUCGGUCGCGUCGGCGAGAAGCCGGGGCGACUCUAGUCAACAAAAUCACGGGUUCCGUCACGGGUACCAUCCCGCUUCUUUCUCGGGCAAUCGUAGCGUCGCGUCGUCCACGUUAACGACCGGCCCGCGUUCCUUUAGCGACGUGGGUUCCACUACGAGCGGCAUGUCUGCAGUGGUGGCACCCUUGGUGGCCCAUUUGCUCUCCCGCCCACGCGAGACGCCGUUCACGCCGGACUAUCUGCGCCGCGCCCCCCAGAACGUGGAAGAAACACCGCAGCACCAGGACUUUGCGUCGGAACUGUUGUAA